AAUCACAAUUGUUAGCAUGUCAGCAUCAAAACUUCUUCUGUUUACUCUAGCUUUUUACUCUAGCUUUACUAAAACAACCGAAAAUCCUAGAGCAACUCAACCUCUUUACUCCCAUUUUAUCCAAGAAGAUAAAAUAGAGAGAGAAAGAAAGAGAGGGAGGUUGAAGGUUGAUGGCGGUGGCAGAAGAGAUAGAUAUAGUGAUUGUUGGUGGAGGAAUUUGCGGUUUAGCUACUGCUCUUGCUCUUCACAGGAAAGGUAUUAAGAGUUUGGUGUUGGAGAGGUGUGAUACCCUUCGAGCUACAGGGAGUGCUAUUGGUAUUUUCACUAAUGGCUGGUUUGCCCUCCACCAGCUUGGUCUUGACUCCAGUCUUCGACCAACUGCUAUUCCACUUCAAGGGGGAGUUGAAGUUUGGGCCGAUACUGGUGUGGAACGGAAAUUUUCUAUGGGUGAAGUGGAGGGUCGUUGCAUUAGAAGAAGUGAUCUCUUAGAAGCGCUAGCAAAUGCACUACCAUCGGAGACAAUACGUUUCGGCUGCCAAGUUGUAUCUUUGAAUGUGGAGAGAUCAACUUCAUAUGCAAUUCUUGAACUCCAUGACGGGAGCUUGAUCAAGGCAAAGGUGUUAAUUGGCUGUGAUGGAACGAACUCAGUCAUUGCAAAUUAUAUUGGCUUAAAGCCUACUCGACUUUUCUCUACAUGUUCAAUCAGAGGCUUGACGGUAUAUCCAAACGGUCAUGGAUUUGCUGCUGAGUUCUUGAGAAUAAGAAAAGAUAAGAAUUCAUUUGGAAUAAUUCCAAUUGAUGAAAAGACAGUCUACUGGUUUGUCGCUCUACAAUGGAUACAAAAAGAUGUCGAGAUGCCAAAGGACCCUGCGUCCAUUAGACUGACAACCUUAGACGCAGCAGCUGGUUUAUCGAGAGAUAUUGUGGAGAUGAUAGAGAAGAGUGACUUAACCUCUUUGUCACUCACACGUUUGAGAUAUCGGGCCCCAUGGAAUUUAGUUUCUGGAAACUUCCGCAGAGAAACUGUAACAGUAGCUGGGGAUGCAUGGCAUGUUAUGGGUCCUUUCCUCGGGCAGGGUGGGUCUGCAGCUUUAGAAGAUGCAGUUGUUCUUGCUAGAUGUUUAUCAAAGAAGGUAAGCAUUGCUGAUAUUAACGGAAGUAUAAUGCAUUUAUCAGCACAGAAGGCUAUGGAAGCUCUGGAUGAAUAUUUGAAGGAAAGGAGGCAGCGAGUAGUACUCUUAUCAACCCAAACUUACCUCACAGGUUUAUUGUUAGUUGAAGAUCCCUCUUUUCUGUUGAGAUUCUUCUGCAUCAUCAUGCUGUUUGUUUUUUUCCGGGACCAACUAAAUCACACAAGAUAUAAUUGCGGUGAACUCUAAAGUCAUUUUGGUGUUGACGCUGUAAAAGCUAGGAUUCUAUAUUUCGUGUUUAACAUACCACUUUUCAGUCUUUUUCCUGCCCUAUGGAUUUUAUGUUUCAGUUUUUCCACCUUUUGACAGUUUUACUGGUGUCUAAUGAGAAUAUCAGUUUAACAUA
Messenger RNA from Spinacia oleracea (spinach), 1536 nucleotides. RefSeq names its product monooxygenase 1. NCBI's taxonomy places the organism in Eukaryota, Viridiplantae, Streptophyta, Magnoliopsida, Caryophyllales, Amaranthaceae. Bases 171 to 1379 code for a protein of 402 amino acids. The transcript has 6 exons. The record is from RefSeq and is a predicted model, not a curated record. Gene Ontology annotation, molecular function: FAD binding.